AUAUGCGCGUGAACGUUGACUUUACAAUAGUUCGAUCAUGGCUUUUUGUGCUUUUUAUUAGUUGAUUUUGCUUCUUAAUUAUUCUUAUCUGCAUGAUAAAUUUUUAAUAAAGAAGUAAACCAGCAGUUUAACUGUGUAUUUCAAUAAAUAGUUUCUUAUUUUUUCAAGAGUAUUAUAAAGUCUUUCAUUUCUAGAAAUAUUAAAAGGGCUAGUGAUCAGACAACAUGGGAGUCCCGAAGUUUUUUAGAUACAUAAGCGAAAGGUAUCCUUGUUUAAGUGAAAAAUUAAAGGAAUACCAGAUACCAGAAUUUGAUAAUUUAUAUUUAGACAUGAAUGGUAUUAUACAUAAUUGUUCGCAUCCUAACGAUGCAGAUGUACAGUUUCGUAUUUCCGAGGAAAAUAUUUUCAAGAAUAUAUUUCAUUAUAUUGAAAUACUAUUCAGAAUGAUUCAGCCACAAAAGGUAUUUUUCAUGGCUGUUGAUGGCGUUGCUCCGAGAGCGAAAAUAAAUCAACAAAGAGGUCGAAGAUUCAGAUCGGCGAAGGAAGCGGAACUUGCUGAAAAGAAGGCCCAAGCAAAGGGCGUUGUUUUGCCAAAUGAAGCAAGAUUUGAUUCAAAUUGUAUCACACCAGGCACACUCUUUAUGGCGAAACUCACAAAACACUUGAAAUACUUUAUAACUUAUAAAAUAUCCACAGACAAACUUUGGCAAAAGUGUAAAAUUAUUUUAAGUGGUUCAGAGGUUCCCGGUGAAGGUGAACACAAAAUCAUGGACUAUAUUAGAUACAUGAAAUCUGAACCGGAUUAUAAUUCAAAUACACGGCAUUGUUUAUAUGGUCUUGAUGCCGAUCUUAUUAUGUUAGGUUUAUGUACGCACGAGCCACAUUUUUCUUUAUUGCGUGAGGAGGUGCUUUUUGGAAAGAAGCAGAAGAAAAUUUUAACACCGGAAGAAACGAAUUUUUGUUUAUUACAUUUGUCGUUAAUGAGAGAAUAUCUUGAACAUGAAUUCUCACCGUUAAAGGCAAAAUUAUCUUUUGAGUUUGAUAUUGAAAAAAUAAUUGAUGACUGGGUAUUGAUGGGAUUUUUGGUUGGGAACGAUUUUAUUCCAAAUCUUCCAAAUUUGCAUAUAGCUCAUGGCGCACUGCCAAUUUUAUAUAACGCAUACAUGGAAGUACUUCCCACCUUGGAAGGCUAUAUUAACGAAGCAGGAACGCUAAAUCUUGAACGAUUUGAAAAAUUUAUGGAAAGACUUAGUCAGUUUGACGUUGAACAGUUUGAAGAAGUUUAUGCUGAUUUGAAGUAUUUUGAAGCUAAAACAGGUAGAAGACCUAAUGAAACAGAGCGACUUAAUUUAAGAAAUGAAGAGGAUUUCGAAGAUUUUGGAGCAGUUGCUUCGAAACCAAUAAGCAAAGAUUUAGCAAACUUAAUCAAAGCGACUGAAGAUUCAUUAUUAUUAGGUUCUUCUGAUGAUGAAGAGAUUUUGGAUGACGAUUCAGACAGUGAAAUUUAUAAAUUAGAGUUCGCUCAACACAAAAGAGAUUAUUAUAUGAAGAAAAUGGAUUAUGACAAUGUUGACGAACAAGUUUUACGAUCACAAGCAGAAGGUUAUGUUCGUGCAAUUCAGUGGAAUUUGCACUAUUAUUACAAUGGUUGUUGUAGUUGGUCGUGGUACUAUCCACAUCAUUAUGCGCCGUAUAUUUCCGAUAUAAAAGACUUUAAGGAUUUUAAAUUAGAGUUCGAUAUGGGAGUACCUUUCUUUCCGUUUCAACAAUUAUUGGCUGUAUUGCCAGCUGCCAGCAGGGAACUACUACCAAAAGCAUUUCAAAGUCUAUUAACUCAAACAGAAUCGCCGAUCAUUGAUUAUUAUCCCCUUGAUUUUAAAACCGAUUUAAAUGGCAAAAAACAAGAAUGGGAAGCUGUCGUUCUAAUUCCAUUUAUUGACGAAAAACAUUUAAUUAAUGCAAUGACGCCUUAUGAUUCGCAAUUGUCAAAUGAGGAAAGGAGAAGAAACACUCAUGGUCCAAUGUGCAUUUUCACUUACACUGAAGAAGACAUGGGAGAGUAUUCAGUACCUGAAUAUUUUCCCACAAUAAAUAGUCAUGCAAAUUGCAAACUCGUUAAUCGAGAAGAAAUUUUAGUUCCUGAGGAUAAACUUGUUAAAGGACUCUAUCCGGGAGUUAAAUUAAGUGUUUAUUUCUCUGGAUUUCCCACUUUGCAACACAUUGCACACACUGCUUCUCUUCAAAAAGCCAAGGUGAAAGUUUUCGAGCAGCCGUCUCGUGGUGAAAACAUGAUUUUGAAAAUCGCGUCAAAAGCAAAACCUGAUUUGGAUAAAGUCGCAAGUGAAAUAUUGGGUAAAUCGAUUUUCGUCGGUUGGCCAAACUUAACGGAGGCCUUGGUUAUUGGUAUUUCGGACGAUAAAUGGAAAAUUCAGUGUGAUCCGCAGGCGAAUCAAAAUAAUUCGAUAAAAGAGCCAGUCGAAGGACCAUUUGUUACACAAAGAAUACUUCAGCAGAAAGCUAUUAUUGAACAUCACAAAGUCCGUAUGGGAAUUGAUAUUGAAAACAUCGAUAUUUUGGUACACGCUCGUCCUAUCGUUGGACGGAAAUACAUUUUUGGAUCUCAGGGAAAAUUGACAUUGGAAAAAGAAUGGAGUGAUUUUGAAUCAUCGUACGCUUAUCAGGUUACAUUAAAGGAUAUAAAUGUUCAUGACAAAAGUUUUGUUCAGUAUUCAAGCGUCACCGAAGUUUUCAAGCCGAAAAGCACUUGUUUCAUGUUGGGACAUCCACAUUACGGAGCUAUGGGCGAGGUGAAUGAUCCUGGUGUGGAUAUAAAAACAGGACGAGUUAAAGUUGCAAUGAGAAUUUUCACCCAACCGAACUUUGAUGACGUUAAACAGAAGCAAAGGGAAACGAGAUUAUUGUUUAUGCAUGGCAGUAAAGCUGCUCAACAUUUGGGUAUUGGCAGUCAUCUUUUGAGUAAAAUAACGGGCACUAUUUUCGUAAUGCCAGGCUCAAUUGAACAGAAUUUGGGAGGUGUGAGACAGAACGUUGGACUGAAUCUGAAAUUCAACAAAAGAAACGAAGAAGUACCGGGAUUUACGAGAAAAGAAAAUGGACAGUGGCUGUAUAGUACAAAGGCUCUUGAGCUUUUAAAAAAUUACAUUGCAAAUUUUCCCGUCUUAUUUGAAAAUUUGGGAAGAAACGCUGGAAGUGAAAUGUACUUUGCUAACGAACUUUUCGGAAAAGAGACUGAUAUGUUGGAAAAAGCAGUUGCUUGGGUAAAGGAGCAACAGGAGAGUUUAAAUAUCGAAAGCCGAGCAUGCGGCACCGAGAGUUUAGAUUCAGAAAUUGUUUUGAGCAUUGAAAACAAAAUAGAUUCGUGUCUCGAAACAAUUGAGAAUUCAUACAAAACAGUAUUUAUGCAAGUAAAACCACACUUGCUGUUCAAACCGAGUUUAAAUUCUGGACAUUUUGCACCCGAUGGCAAAGCCUAUCAUAAAGUUUUUGACAGGAUAAUUACAGUUCGCGAGAGUUUUACAGUCCCGCUUGGUUAUAAGGGUACAAUUGUUGGUGUUCACAAAGGAGAAAAUUUGAUGAGCAACACGUAUGAGACAGUAUUCGACAAACCUUUCGUUGGAGGAAUUGUUAUUCAUGGAUGUUCAAAGAAUCGUGGAUAUAGAUUAUCAGCGAGAGAUUUUAUAAAUCUUUCAUAUGGAAGGAGAGUUGAAUUGGGUAAAUCGGGAAAAAGUGAUGCACCACCAGUUGAAUCGUGGCGAUCGAAUAUUUCAUUAACACCAACACGUGAAAAUACGAGUGCUUUCGUAACAUUCAAUUACAAUCAAUUUCCACCAGCGGGCUUUGCAAAGCACGGUGAAACGAAAUUUCCAUUCUCACGAACCAUGCCGCCAAUGCAGAAUAAACCUAAUGUUGUUGGUGGUGAAUUUAAAGCACAGCAAAUACCAUUCAGCAGUAUGCCACCCCAAGAUGUGAGAAUGAUGAAUAAGAAACCUUCACAACCAAUUCAGAACAAACCGCAACAACAAAAUAGUGUUAAGGAUCCGUCAGAAUUCCAAGCACUUUGGAAUGGAAUGUUACAGAGAAAUAAUCUACCACAAGAACCGUCACUUCCAAUGCCUAAUUUACCAAAACCACCUGCAGAGGGAAAUAAAAAUUCGCAAUUGGAAAUGCAAAAUUGGCCUCAAGAUCCUAGUGCAUUUUUGAAGGCAAUGCUGAAAAUUUCCGACGAAAGUACAAAAAGCAGCACUACGCCUUCAUUGCCCGCAGAGCCGACAACAACAAACAAACCUUUUACGUUUCCGCAACCACCAAACGCACCCAACACAUCAGAAGCUCCGCCGUUGGUACAACGGUUAUUUGAUCGUGCACGAGAAAAUGAGAAGAAACGCGAAGGAAAGUUUUACAGUUCUCAAUUACUUUCAUAUUUCCAACAAAAUUGUAAAGGACUGCCUCAUUAUACAUUCAUAACUAAUGAUCAGAAAAAUCUAGUCUGUGCGCAAAUUUUCCUACCCGACAGGAGAAUAUUUGGUGGUGACUUUUGUCCUACUUAUCCCGAAGCAACUGAAAAUGCCGCCAAGAAAGUUUAUAAGGAAUUGCAGUUGGAUAAAGUGCAGAACACUAGAAUUUUGGCUCCACCACCACAACAAUGGUAUAACACAAGAUUUCCAAUGAACAAUAAUGUUCGACCACCAUUACCACCGCCAAUUCAUCAAAUGAAUCAUCAACCAAUGAGAAAUCCUCCACCACUACCAUUUUAUUCUCCGAUUCCCUGUGGAAAUACGCGACCAUUAAAUCCUCCACAAUGGCCUAAAGUUAAAGAAUAUAGAAAAAAUACACCUUUCGUUCCUUUGCAAGCACAAAAGCAAAAUAGAAAUAUUAAUAAACCGGCGAACGAGAAAUUCCAAAAGGAGUCUUUUAAAGAACCAUCGGAGAAAAAGAGUAAUCAUAAUCUAAAAGAAAAUACUCAGAAGAAACCAAAGGAAGAAAAGACACCUCACGUUAAAGUUGAAGACAAAAAGAAUGUUGCAAAUAAUUCACAAAAAACGCAAAAAUCAGGAAAUCAGAGAAAGUCACGUAUUGCUGCAAAUUUUAGUUCGGCAGCUCUAUCUAAUGGAGGAAACAAACAAUAAAAAAUUUGUUUUCAUCAUCAGGAAAUGUAAAACAUAAAACUACAUAGAACUUAAUGAUAUUAAGCGUAAAGGACGUAUAUUUUAUUACUGAAAUCAAUUUUUCAUAUCUUUAAAGAAAACAAGAACUGAUUUGACGUAAAUUUUUUUGAAAUGCGCUGUACUUAGAUUUUUUUUCCCGCCAUCCGUUUUUUCAAUCAUUUUUACGACAAUUUAAAUUGUUUUUUAAAUUUUUUCGAUUUUAAA
This is a messenger RNA of Leptopilina heterotoma, 5390 nucleotides long. It is a transcript of the gene pcm, whose product is annotated as 5'-3' exoribonuclease 1. NCBI's taxonomy places the organism in Eukaryota, Metazoa, Arthropoda, Insecta, Hymenoptera, Figitidae. Bases 225 to 5147 code for a protein of 1640 amino acids. Gene Ontology annotation, biological process: rRNA catabolic process; nuclear-transcribed mRNA catabolic process. Gene Ontology annotation, molecular function: 5'-3' RNA exonuclease activity; RNA binding. The transcript is spliced from 19 exons. Gene Ontology annotation, cellular component: nucleus. The record is from RefSeq and is a predicted model, not a curated record.